Molecule: messenger RNA, 777 nt
Organism: Eruca vesicaria subsp. sativa (arugula)
Lineage: Eukaryota; Viridiplantae; Streptophyta; Magnoliopsida; Brassicales; Brassicaceae
Source: the annotation of a GenBank genome assembly
AUGGGAGCAAAAGGUUUGCUUAUCCUCAAGCUUCUAAUGUUUCAGGGUCUUUUCAUUUCACAUUCUCAAUAUGCAGACUUUGAUUUCUUCUACUUAGUUCUUCAGUGGCCAGGAGCCUAUUGUGAUACAAACCGUAGCUGUUGCUAUCCAACAUCCGGUAAACCUGCGGCAGAUUUUGGCAUCCAUGGUCUUUGGCCUUAUUACGUAGAUGGUUUAUAUCCAUCACAUUGCAGUCCCGACAGUAAAUUUAAUCAAUCUCAGAUAUCGGAUCUGGUAAGUAGUUUGAAAACGAAGUGGCCAACACUAUCGUGUCCGAGCAACGAAGGUUUCAAGUUAUGGGAGCAAGAGUGGAAAGAACACGGCACGUGUUCCGAAUCUGUAAUGAAUCAACAUGACUACUUUGAGAAGACUCUUAAACUUAGAGACAGAGUUAAUCUUCUACAAAUCCUAACAAACUCCGGAAUCAAACCAGAUGACGGCUUCUAUGAUCUUCAAAGUAUUAAAGACGCGAUAAAACAAGAGAUUGGGUUUACUCCAGGAAUCGAAUGUAACAAAGAUCCGGAGCUUAACAACCAACUUCACCGGAUCUACCUUUGCGUUGAUACAUCAGGGACUGAGUUUAUCGGAUGUCCAGCGUUGCCAAAAGAAAGAUGUUCUUCUAUACUCCAGUUUUCUAAGUUUUAGUUAUAUAAACCUUUGACUGUUUUGUUGUAAUCUUUAUUAUCUUUCCAUACUCCAACUUUCAUUUGGACUCUACCAUGUAAUGUUUCACAUGCU